Gigantopelta aegis is the source of this 1825-nucleotide messenger RNA. RefSeq names its product bifunctional peptidase and (3S)-lysyl hydroxylase Jmjd7-like. Gene Ontology annotation, molecular function: 2-oxoglutarate-dependent dioxygenase activity. The record is from RefSeq and is a predicted model, not a curated record. The transcript has 8 exons. Lineage: Eukaryota; Metazoa; Mollusca; Gastropoda; Neomphalida; Peltospiridae. The coding region runs from base 155 to 1108 and encodes 317 amino acids.
CGAUUCAGCAACACACUGUCUUUGGGGCUUUUAGUGUUGCACCUGCGUAGUAUAUUAAGGAAACCAGUUGAACAACAUUGGAUAUGUGGAUUUUUGUUUGAACAACAAAUCGUAGGUUUAAUACAUCAGUUAUCUUACAGAUGAGUGCUAAAUAAUGAGCGAGUAUUCUAAAUCUACGAGAACUAAAAUAAAGGACUGUUUUAAAUUCUUAAGUCAAGAAGCAAGAGAGUUCUCGCUAGGUGGUGCAGUUCAAAGUCUGGACGCAGUACCCAGUGCCCUCGCGUUCUACCGAGAGUUUGUGUCGCCCAACAAACCAGUAGUUCUCCGUGGACUCAUUGAUCACUGGCCGGCACUCACCAAAUGGUCGCCAACCUAUAUCCGAGAGAAGAUGGGUCAGCAGACUGUGACUGUGACACUGACUCCUAACGGGUACGCUGACGCAGUGCACUGUGGGAAGUUCGUGAUGCCGGACGAGAGACGGAUGACGAUGGGAGAGUUUCUGGAUGCCCUAGAUCACAACGACCACGUGCCCGGCGUGCCGUACAUACAGAAACAGAACUCGAAUCUCGCGGACGAGUUUGCGCCGAUCAUUGACGACGUUGAGUCUGAUCUCAGUCUCGGGUCCGAGGCUUUUGGAAAAGCCCCAGAUGCUGUUAACUUCUGGAUGGGUGACGGUCGAGCAGUCACAUCAAUGCACCGUGACCCAUAUGAAAAUCUAUAUUGUGUCGUGUCUGGUUGGAAGACGUUUAUUCUUAUACCGCCGACUGAUCAACCAUUUGUGCCUUAUGUGUUGUACCAAGCAGCAAAGUAUAAGUUGAAAGACUCUGGGGAGUUUGAGAUUGAAGAUGACACUGAUUCAGGACAGGUUCCCUGGAUUGACAUUGAUCCGCUGCGACCUGACCUGACAAAGUAUCCAGACUUCGCCAACGCGCACCGUUACGAAGUGACUGUCAAUGCCGGGGAGACCCUGUACCUGCCGGCGAUGUGGUUCCACCACGUGCGACAGUCACACGGCUGUAUUGCUGUGAACUACUGGUAUGACAUGGACUACGACAUCAAGUACAACUACUACAAGUUUGUUGAGAAAGUGAUGGACGUGGUCAAAUGAAGGAACAGCGUGCCACUAGUGUGAUAAUACAGCCGCAGGCAGUUAAGGAUAUUCCGUGGGGAUAACAUGACUUUGUGUUCCAGGCCAUGAAGUUGCCAUGCUGCACGUCACUGCACCGGUCUCUGGCAGUAGAUUCUAUUCCUCAAAUCCCAUUCCAACCAGUAUGGAUACCCCCUGCCCUCAACCUUCCCUGUCUUUUCCUUCCAUCUCUAUGGCCAGCAUCUAUUGUUCAGCUUCUUUUGACGUGUAAAUCCACAUCCCAGUCCUUGUCUCUCCAACUGUGACAAGUGUUUUGUCUCUGGUGGUCAUCAUUUCACACAACACAAAAGCUGUGGUGUGUUCUGCCCUGUCCGUUGGUCGAUGCAUAUAAACUGUUGCCAUGAUCGAUUGUGUCAUUGGUGUUAUUUAUUACUCACUGAAGAAACUCACCGAUAUUUAAUGGAGGCAUGUAAAGGUUGCAAUGUGCUGGUUAUGAUUGUAAGCGGUUGGUGUAGAAACAACCAAUGUAUCACUGACCAGGCGUGUACAGGAACUUAUGCAGUGUGUGUAUCUGUGUGUGUGGGUUUUGGGAUAUAGACUUUGGCGAGGGAAGCUUCUAUGGGUGGGGACAGGUCAUGCUCCUACAUAAACUAUAUUAAAAAAGAGAGGAUUCACUUUGAAACGUCCCCUGCAUUUGCGCCUGUUCACAAGAUUAAAGAUUGUGAUUCAUCAACUAAA